AUGACAGAAUUCGUAGUCUAUGAAGACUCACCACUUGCUGACUACUUGCAAUCCAUUGACCAAGCUGAAGCAACAGUAAAAGUAACACCUCCCUCGCUUGUCAUCAACAACGAUUCACCGAAAUUGCCUUCUGUCAGCACCAAGCAAUCAAACAUACUGAAAAUGUGGAGGCUUUCUCUGUUUCAUGACGCAUUUUCAAUAUCAUUGCCUCGAGCAGAAGAAACAGCUUUUGAAGAGAAAUUCAAAUACUUGAUUGUUACGUCGCCCUUAUUGAACGAGACAUUAUCGGUUAAUCAUCAUCACAAGCAUAGUAGCAAUAGCAGCAAGUUACCAAGUACUACUGAAUUGCCAUUUCAGUCGACUCGGACAACCAAAUUAGGUGUUACUACAAAUCUCAUUGCAACAUUGGCUUUACUUCUCGGAGCAGAAAAGCACUUUUUACAGCCCAAGGUUCCAGUCAUGACCAUCUUCUUUUCCACCUCAGCGUCAUUGUUCUUCUUGUACAGACACAAGCGGCGGUCAUCUAUCAGACAACUCUAUCAGAUUGCAUUGUCGAGAUUGCAGUCAUUCAACGAUCGCAGCGAGGCAUUUGACACCAAAGUGCAUCGUGUAUUGAUCACUAUACAGGAAAUCGAACUAGUUUCUCGAGGAUACCGGCUGUCGACACCUCUAUCACCUAUUUCUCGAAUCGAGCAGAAAAGCAAGAACAGAAAAUGCGUCCAGCUUCGCAAUCGACUCUCGGCGAUCCUCAGACGAGCAUUCAUCAUUUAUGAAGAAGGCAUCAUUGAUCUCAUGGACGUGAUCAAUAGGAAAAACCUGAGCACCUUGUACGAGAUGUAUAAUGUGCAUUCAAUUGCAUCAUUGUCUGCUAUGGGAGAAGAGAAUGGCGACGUAUACAGUCUAGAUCAGUUGAAGAAAUUGGCUCAAAUUAUGCAUUUGAAACGUAGAGAGUGCAUGGUCCACUUUUUGGCUCUGGGCGUCAUGACAGAUGAACACGAUUCUAUUCGCUUUGACUACCAGCAUGGAUGGAGAACGGUGAAUGAUAUACUGGAUAAACUGGUGAAUGAAACCGAGCAAUUUACAAAAGACAUCAUAGAGGCAUUGGAUGCCGAAUUUUACAAACCAAUGAACGAUUUUGAUAAAAAGAAGAUUACAUCCAAAAUAGAAGACACCAGACUAAAGAAGUUUGUUCAUCAACUGUCAUCGUUGGAGCAGCAACUGAGGACGAUGGAAGCAAAGAUUUAUCUAUGCAGCGAGGAUGUCCAACAUUUGACUUUAGAAUCUUCUACUGAUGACAUUAGAGAAAAGUUGCGCCACGAAUACAUGUCAGUUCAAAAGGGUUUUGAAAGCAUGGCCUCUGAAUGGGAAAACGGAAGAGUUGUGCUGGAAUCUUAUUUGGCGCCAACUAAUGUACUACCUUCUUCGCCUAUUGCUUCACCAACAUUGAAUGCUGCUGCCACUGAAGAGGAGUCGAUCGAAGAGAGCGAAGGGAAAGGCAUCAUUCUGGAUGCUGAGGAUGUAGCAGACAUAUUGAACCUUCCGCUCGCUUCGAAAGCAUCCGUGUUUGAAGCAAUCGCUGGCGUAGUUGAAAAGAAUGGAAAGGAAAGAUCCAAAAAGACGCGUCAAGAGAGAAUUGAAGAGAUGAAGUUAAAGCGUGCAAAACAGACUGAAGAAAGAUCCGCAAGAUUGGAUUCUCAAACCAUGGUCCAUGAAUUGAAGAGUGUACUUCAUAAAAGAAUCACUGAAUUGGACUUGGAUGACGGACAGGACGAUCAUCAGAAUGAGAGUCGUUAA
This is a messenger RNA of Mucor velutinosus, 1794 nucleotides long. RefSeq names its product Malate dehydrogenase, cytoplasmic (gene MDH1). Gene Ontology annotation, biological process: cell-cell adhesion. Gene Ontology annotation, molecular function: myosin binding. Gene Ontology annotation, cellular component: plasma membrane. Bases 1 to 1794 code for a protein of 597 amino acids. NCBI's taxonomy places the organism in Eukaryota, Fungi, Mucoromycota, Mucoromycetes, Mucorales, Mucoraceae. The record is from RefSeq and is a predicted model, not a curated record. The transcript is spliced from 7 exons.